GUCCUGCAAUCUUAUCCCCAUGAACCAGAGCGAUGGUUCCCCAGUUUCUUUUUUAUCUUGGGCCACGAAUGUUACGAAAUGCUCGAAUCCAGCCUUUGAUACUGUACUCUCACGUUCCUGGACGGACAUGGGAAGACAACAGGAUGUAUUAACAGUAUUAACCGGCAUCACAAAACUCAUUCACGACAAAGGCGGUACAGAGUCUGCUGCUGAAUACUACGCCGCCCUGCUCACUGCGCUGAACACUCAGUUCACUACGAAAGCUGCCGAAGCCUACUUACUUAAACUUAUCGUUUGCCGCGCAGUUCCUGAUCUGCUCUUGCGGUCAACCUUUGCUGAAGCUGCCAAGAUAAUUGUUCACCUUUUGGGUGCUCCUGGUUCAAAUACGGUGGAUAUUAUUUUGUGUAAAUCUCUCAUCGUUUGUCUCGGUCGUCUGUUGAGCGCUCAGUUGCGGGAAUCAUGGUCUCUGGAAUCCGUGAGACACAUUUACCGUCAUCUUUUGCGUUUCGUUGAUCAUGAAAAACCGCCCGUUCGCAAAUCUAGUCAUGUAGCUGUGCGCACCAUCUUAAAUGUCGCGUUUAAUGAAGGUACGGCGAAGUUCCACCCUGCAUGCCAUCAAACCGUUGAGAGCCUGUGCACUAUCAUUCGACAAGAAGUUCGACAGCUCGUAGCGGUUCUGCGUACUAAAGAAGUUCAUUGCAUCCGACUGCUGCAUUGCUUAGAAUUACUGACAUCUAUACUGCCCCUGUUACCAUCGAAGGAAGUGAAGGCUGCUUGCGAGUGCAUCUUAGAAUUGGUUGAAUUUCCAAAUCCAUUGGUCGUAAGCAAGGCAUUCGGCAGUGUUCAAUCUCUAUUUGAAAAUCGUCCUUCCGUGGAGUGCCUCUCCGUGGACCUCGCUGCUCGUUUACUGACCGCAUUGUACACAUACCGCCCAGGUGAUCCGGCCAUAUUUGAAGUUUCCACCGCGGCCACUGAUGCAAAGACGGGAUUCACCGGUGUGGAAGUGCUUGUCUCAUGGAUUCGUGCUGUUCGUGCAGGCUGCUCUUAUUUAUGUGAUUUGACCAGUCGGGUAUUCGAUGAUACGUCCGAUGCAGUGAAUCGAAUUGGAGUUCAGCGCCUAGCUUUGGAACACUUGGAUCGCUUAAUAAAGGGACUUUUAGAUCUACUGAUGACAACACCUCUACCGAAACUGCGGAAAACUGUUUCGGACAUUUUGGAUAGCAUAUUUAUCCAUGAAUUCGAUGCUCUACUACUUUCAACUGAUCUCCGGAGUCAUCUACGCCCCGUGUUGAUAGCCAUCACCAAUAAACUUGGCGAAUGCAUGAGACUUUCACGGUACGAAACUUGGGUCUACGCUUUGGCACUCACAGCUCGGCUACUUCGCAUUUGGCCACGUAUUCAGGAGGGGCCCGACCACGGCAUCGAUUCCGCCCUGUGUCAGUUGCUGAAACAAUUGGCGCAGCUACGCGACAGUCUGGUUGAUGGAGCUGGGAGCUUGGCACAGUUGAUAGAAAUGAAUGCUGUGGAUCAGGAUCCGAUGAGAGUUGUGGAUACACAGCUCGAAGAAUCGGUGAUUGAUGAACUGGAUCGUGUUUGCCUCGUGGCGUUGGAGUCGUUCGGUCCAGAAGUUAUCCUACAGAAGGAACUGCUUUCGGUCGAACCGUUAGUUGAAGAGCUUGAAAACGGUGUCGUCGAACUUCGACGCUCGUGGUUUCUACCUCUCCUGGCCCGCGCCCAACCCGCAAACCCCUGCCGCCUUAGUUUCUUUGUCAGUCACAUCCUAACUCUGGUGGAUCGUUCCCUGGCCGUCGCCAGGGACGUAAGCACGUCCAGCAUACCGACUGCCACAAUCAGCUCGUUGAUCACCGCAGGAGUUACCGUCGCUCGUCAGCUAUGGGCCGGUCUAAGCAUGUUUGUACGACAUGCUCCCCUGGAUUGGUCCGAAUUGUCUGUUGGUGGCUUCGGUCGUCGACUGGUCAAUGAACUCAACAAUGCACCUGCCUUGCGGCCCAUUAUCUUGCUGGCUUUCCGUCGAUUGGCGAAGUUCGCGUACGAAAAUGACACUGGUUUAUCUGCUAUGCGUGGUGGCUCCAAACUAGCAAUUCCAGUCAUGUUAUCGUUGUACGAGCACGCGAUGCUACCGAAAGAUCUGACGCUGCAGCAACAAAUUCGAGCCACAUUGAAUGCCUACUUGCCCUGUCUCACAGCCAAAAUGAUCGCUGCUCCUGCCGCGGUGGCUCUGCAAAAACUCAAUUCUACUCAAAACCCAAUCUAUCUGGAUAUCUUGCAAAUUGUCAUUCCCCACACAACGUCCGAAGAAAUUGAGCAAUUCUUGCCAAACAUCAUCCCAUUUCUGUCGCAUGUCAACCCACCGUCACGAGUAUUACAGAAACGUGCCUACCGUUUGUUGGAACUGAUAUGUGCUGGGGUCACACCAUCCACAAAACGCUUCCUGGAAGCCCAUUUGAAUGAUCUACUUUUGCUGAUGCAUAAACUCUCCGAUCCUGUCGAACAGCGGGCAACCUCCAACCAGUCAUCCAAUCAUAUCACUGACGAUAUCGCCAAGCAGGUAGCUGGGCUUUCUGUUGUGGAGAGCCACGUAUCAUCAGGCAGACUGAGGAUGAAGAAAAAGAAACCUCUUAUACCGUGGAAGCCACGGCUCCGUGCGUUGCACCAUCUCCUGGGUCACCUGAUUGCACAGGAACUAGAUGGCGCAGAGGAACUCGCUAUGGAAGAGGCUUCCAAGGGAGCAAUCGACAAUCAGCGAUUUCGAGAUUUCGCCAACAUGUUUAUCCCGGAGAUCUUAGCCGCAGUUUGCGAAUCCAACCGCAUUGUUCGCGAUCUGGCUGGUCGCAUUAUUGUCAACUCGAUACUGGCUUUCGCUGGCCUCCGACCGAACAUAGUAAACAAUUCCUCAUCCCUUCUUUCUUCCGUCGUGUCGCACUUUGACACUCGUACAUGCAUUUCGGUAGCAGCUCCUUCUGCGGAUAGUGAAGAUGAGUCCUCAAAUGACAAGGCUUCGUCCAUUGGUCAGUUCACUUGUGCAGACGAAGAUGAAAUCCUGUCAACCAAGUCUAUGCCGCGUGGAGGAGUAUUAUCGGAACGCAUUUGCGCCGCGCUUCAUCUCCUGUUCUCUCGCCUCUGGAGUGUCCUGCCUCCCUCGGUACCAUUGGCAUCGAAUCCAACCGAUCUAGUAAUGCAAGAAUCGGCAGUUCGUGUGGUUUGUCACCUUCUCAAACACCUUCGCUUCCGUCGUGCUCUUCUGUUUAGCCUAGAAUCCGAUAAUCCCACAGCCCAAUCUCAGGCAUCCGCAGUGAUUGACAACGCUAUGUCAAUCGCCCAGCGCAUUGUCUCUUCGCAACAGCGCCCCUUGGCUCGGUACGGAUUACAGCUAAUCCGACUACUGCUGGCAUUUGUUGGCUCCGGUUCUGUAUGUCUAACUGACAUGGUGCAGGCUUUGCAAUCGCUGCAUUCAACUCAGAAAAGACAGUUACGAUUUGCUGUUAAGUCAAUCCUCGAAAAAAUGAUCAAGAAGUUUGGGCGUAAAGUCAUUCAGGGCAUGACUAAUCCGGAAUAUCAGAAGGUUGUACGUAACUCGGCCCGCAUAAUGGCCCGACGAGAACGGAAUCAAUCUAGUUUGGAAUCCAUUCCCGAACAGGACGAGACCUUUUCGGUUAGUGGAAAAUCCAGAACCAGUGCAGUUCGGUCGAGCAAAUCAGUUGUUGUCAAUGACAAAUCGAGCGUUUCUGGACGGUCGCAUCUAUCUCUACCAUCUCGUGUGCACAUGCCUCGGUUUGAUGAACUGUUAGCAGACUCGAGUGACGAUGAAGCCUUGUCGACUCGUCACGAGAAAGCCCGGUCCAUCCGUUCUAAUGUCUCAAGUAAACGCAACCAGAAGAUAGCUCACUCUACCACUCGAGGGAAAUCACUGGUUGAGGAACUGGAGUCGGUGGCUGAGACUUCUGGGCUGUGUCGUAGAGCUCGCAAACGCGUGCUCCGUGGACCAGUUGCUGUGGAUAGCAGCAGUGAUGAAGACGAUGGUCUCGCGUCACGCAGAUCAGUUGCCAUCCGAUCAGAGCGUGGAGGGAUCCGUCGAAAGGUACGAUUUGUCGACACGACUAGUCUGUCGUCGACCAGUCAGCCCGGCAAAAAACACUUACGAAUGACAUCGGAAGAUAAGGCCGCGUCCGGUCUAUGGCUUGUGGAGCAGCCAGAUCAAGGCGAUGUUUUGGACCUAUCUGAUCCCAAAGCCCUUGCACGACACACAGCGAUCGCAGCGAAUGCUGAUGCAGCGAUGGCCUUGGCAAAGACCCUUCAGAAAUCCUACUCUGCUCGAAAACCAUCAACUACUCCUUUCCCUGUGGUUGACGGCAAAAUCAUUGUCGACGACCCCACAGCAUCGACCAAAUUCGCUAAAGAUGAACAAGACUGGGACCUUGAAGUGAGUGAUGAAGAAUUCAACAACGCUCCAAAUACUUGGAGUGGUCAGAGACAACCGAAAUUGAAAAAGAAACCACAGAUCCCUGGGCAGAUUUAUGCUUCGAAGAAAGCCAAAGGUGAUAUGCGUCGUGCCGGCAAACCGGAUCCAUAUGCUUACAUUUCACUAGGAUCUGGGUUGGGCGGUGCAGGUAAAACGGCUACGGCAAUCGAACGACGUCGUUUGUUGCGCGCCGUCGGAAUAGGCAAGCAGAAGCGCUCAAAAAGAAUUGGCACGACUACCGGUCCCCUCAGUAUUGGACGUCGGAAAUCUGGCAGUUCGAAGAGACGCUAAACUGACGCUUUCACAUAUUCUGAUCUGUAAGCUGGUUAUUCUGGAUACAAUGAUACUUUUCUUGAUGAAAA
Molecule: messenger RNA, 4842 nt
Organism: Opisthorchis viverrini
Lineage: Eukaryota; Metazoa; Platyhelminthes; Trematoda; Opisthorchiida; Opisthorchiidae
Exons: 18
Coding region: 20-4771 (1583 amino acids)
Source: RefSeq, a predicted model, not a curated record